This is a messenger RNA of Rhinocladiella mackenziei CBS 650.93, 2085 nucleotides long. RefSeq names its product acetoacetate-CoA ligase. Gene Ontology annotation, cellular component: cytosol. Gene Ontology annotation, molecular function: acetoacetate-CoA ligase activity. Bases 1 to 2085 code for a protein of 694 amino acids. The transcript has 2 exons. Gene Ontology annotation, biological process: lipid metabolic process. Lineage: Eukaryota; Fungi; Ascomycota; Eurotiomycetes; Chaetothyriales; Herpotrichiellaceae. The record is from RefSeq and is a predicted model, not a curated record.
AUGCUCCUGGACAGCACCAAUGGCGACGUGAGUGACUCGGUCAAACUCUGGAGUCAUCCUCAUCCAGAGUCGACGGAGUUUUUUGCUUUCCAACAGCACGUUGCGAAAAAGCACAACAUCUCCGCAUCCUCUUACAAUGACCUUUGGCAAUGGAGCGUGAAUCAUCCCGGCGCGUUUUGGGAGGAAAUAUGGCACUAUACUGGGAUAAAGGCCAACAAGCAGUAUGAUUCCGUUCUCGAUGAAUCGUCUCCCAUGUUCCCUAAACCGGCUUUCUUUCCUGAAUGUGAAUUGAACUUUGCUGAGAAUUUGCUGUUCCCUGCUUCAAACCCUCCGUCAGACUCACUCGCUAUCAUCGCAACCACAGAAAACACACGUGAACAAGUGACGUGGUCAGCGCUGCGAGAGCGCGUUCGAGAAUGCGCCUCAGCGAUGGAAGCACAUGGACUGAAGAAAGGAGACCGAGUUGCUGGAUAUCUGGCCAAUCAUGCAAAUUCUGUGGUCGCGAUGCUUGCAGCGACCUCUUUGGGUGCAUUGUGGUCUGGUGUUAGCCCUGACACGGGCGUCCAUGCUGUUCUCGAUCGACUCGGUCAAAUCGAACCUGUUCUUCUUUUCGCUGACAACGCGGUCACAUACAAUGGUAAGGUCCACGAAACUCACAGCAAAGUAUCGCAAGUCGUCUCAGAGCUGCCAUCUGUUCGCAAUCUUGUUAUAUUCGAAACCGUUUCGAAGCACGCAUUCGAUCUCACAACUGUGGACAGACAGCCCAAUACGACGGUGGAGACGUACUCUUCAUUCCUAGCCAAGGGCGACCCUUCCAGACCGCUGUGCUUCGCAUACCUUCCUCCAGACCAUCCGGUCUAUAUCCUAUACUCUUCCGGUACCACGGGAGCACCGAAACCAAUUGUGCACGCUUCACUGGGUACACUUCUCCAGCACAAAAAGGAACACCAAAUACACUCCGAUAUUAGACCUGGAGAGAGGCUAUUUUAUUUCUCCACGGUAACCUGGAUGAUGUGGCAUUGGCUAGUGUCAGGUCUGGCUAGCGGAGCAACUAUCGUCCUGUACGACGGCUCUCCAUUCCAACCACACAAAGAAAUGAGCUUGCUACUCUUGAUCGAUGAGCUCGGAAUAAACCAUUUUGGGACAUCUGCCAAAUAUCUCUCCGUCCUGGAACAGGCACAUAUCUUUCCUAGAGAAGCGUCUCCCAAGAGCGCCACUCUGAAGUCUCUCAAAUCCAUAUUCUCUACUGGGUCCCCUCUUGCACCUAGCACCUUUCACUAUGUAUACAAAAAUCUUUCUCCACCGCCACCCCUUCCGGGAGUUCUCCUUGGCUCCAUCACUGGCGGCACAGACAUCAUUUCCCUCUUUGGCGCUCCAUGUCCCAUUCUCCCCGUGUAUGCAGGCGAAAUCCAAUGUCGAGGUCUCGGAAUGGCGAUCAAAAGCUUCUCUCCAGAUGGUGCUGACAUCACCGCUACAGGCCAGCCCGGCGAGCUGGUCUGCACAGUACCAUUUCCCUGUCAACCGCGUAUGUUCUGGCCUCCAGGUCCCGGCGCUGAGGCACGUUACAAAUCCUCGUACUUCGAGGUCUUUACGGACCCCAAGUCAGGCCACCCGAUCUGGCACCAUGGUGAUUUCGUUCGCUUCAACCCAUCGACCGGUGGAAUCUGGAUGCUUGGUCGCUCGGAUGGUGUUCUCAACCCUAUGGGUGUCCGCUUCGGAUCGAGCGAGAUCUACAAUAUCCUGCUCAAGUACUUCAAGACGGAAGUCGAAGAUGCUCUAUGUAUUGGCCGCAAGCGGGAACAGGAUCCAGACGAGGUAGUCGUCUUAUUCCUAAAGAUGUCCCACGGGCAGAAAUUUUCCAACGACCUCACGGGGAGGGUGCAAAGCGUGGUUAGGAAGGAACUGAGCGCCCGACAUGUACCCAGGAUCGUGGAUGAGUGUCCCGAAAUUCCAGUGACAACGAACGGGAAGAAGGUCGAAGGUGCAGUUAAGCAGAUUCUCAGCGGUAUGAAUAUCAAAACUAGUGCGAGCGUGGCAAACAAUGCUUGUCUGGAUUGGUACAGGGAAUGGGCGAAGGCACAUUGA